AUGUUUCUUUGCUGCAGGGAAUCUAUUCAUCAAAAACUGUCCCUACUGCUCUUCGCUUUCUUUCUCUGCCUGUCCCUACUGCUCUUCGCUUUCUUUCUGCCUGUCCCUACUGCUCUUCGCUUUCUUUCUCUGCCUGUCCCUACUGCUCUUCGCUUUCUUUCUCUGCCUGUCCCUACUGCUCUUCGCUUUCUUUCUCUGCCUGUCCCUACUGCUCUUCGCUUUCUUUCUCUGCCUGUCCCUACUGCUCUUCGCUUUCUUUCUCUGCCUCUUUCUUUCUCUGCCUGUCCCUACUGCUCUUCGCUUUCUUUCUCUGCCUGUCCCUACUGCUCUUCCGCUUUCUUUCUCUGCCUGUCCCUACUGCUCUUAGCUUUCUUUCUCUGCCUGUCCCUACUGCUCUUUCGGCUUUCUUUCUCUGCCUGUCCCUACUGCUCUUUCCUUUCUUUCUCUGCCUGUCCCUACUGCUCUUCUCUGCUUUCUUUCUCUGCCCCUACUGUCCCUUUCUUUCUGCCUGUCCCUUACUGCUUUCUUUCUUUCUCUGCCUGUCCCUACUGCUCUUCGCUUUCUUUCUCUGCCUGUCCCUACUGCUCUUCGCUUUCUUUCUCUGCCUGUCCCUUUACUGCUCUUAGCUUUCUUUCUCUGCCUGUCCCUACUGCUCUUCGCUUUCUUUCUCUGCCUGUCCCUACUGCUUUCGCUUUCUUUCUCUGCCUGUCCCUACUGCUCUUCGCUUUUUCUCCUGCCUGUCCCUUUCUCUGCUUCCCCUACUGCUUUCUUUCUUUCUCUGCCUGUCCCUACUGCUCUUCGCUUUCUUUCUCUGCCUGUCCCUACUGCUCUUCGCUUUCUUUCUCUGCCUGUCCCUACUGCUCUUCGCUUUCUUUCUCUGCCUGUCCCUACUGCUCUUCUUUCUUUCUCUGCCUGUCCCUACUGCUCUUGGCUUUCUUUCUCUGCCUGUCCCUACUGCUCUUCGCUUUCUUUCUCUGCCUGUCCCUACUGCUCUUAACUUUCUUUCUCUGCCUGUCCCCUACUGCUCUUUUCUUUUUCUCUGCCUGUCCCUACUGCUCUUCGCUUUCUUUCUCUGCCUGUCCCUACUGCUCUUCGCUUUCUUUCUCUGCCUGUCCCUACUGCUCUUCGCUUUCUUUCUCUGCCUGUCCCUACUGCUCUUCGCUUUCUUUCUCUGCCUGUCCCUACUGCUCUUCGCUUUCUUUCUCUGCCUGUCCCCUCCCACUUCUUUCUCUUACACCUAACUUUGAACAGAUGGGAUUGGAGAGCUGA
This is a messenger RNA of Acanthosepion pharaonis, 1269 nucleotides long. The record is from the annotation of a GenBank genome assembly. NCBI's taxonomy places the organism in Eukaryota, Metazoa, Mollusca, Cephalopoda, Sepiida, Sepiidae.